GAGCGAAGUCCUUAUCGAAGUCGAGAUUCCAGCCUGGAGCGGAUCUGGAAAAAGUAUUGGCCUUGAACUUCAAUCGAUGGCGCUGGAGUUAGUGGCAUCGGUCGCCAUCGGCUGAGUGCUAUGCAGCGAUCCUGUCGACACAAGGAGGCGUUGUCAUUUUAGCGUCUUGGGCCUCUACUUCCUGAGCUCACUUUUCAAUUCUCCGUCUCGGGCACAAGUCCGUCUUCACCUCCAUCCAUCGCCACAAACGUCCGCAAUCAUGACUCGUAACUCGGACCUGGAGAAGAACAGCCACGCCGCGUACGCAGAUCUUGAGUCUCCGGGGGACCCGAACCUGCAUCUGCAACACAUGACACCAGUCGAGAACGUGCCAUACAUGGUCAAGAGCCAAUUCGCCAAGGAGAUGAUGGCCGAGUUCCUCGCCACCUUCGUCACCAUGCUCUUUGGCUUAUCGUGUAUGACUCAGGUGGUGCUGAGCAGCGAAGCCAGUGGUAACUUCGUGACCAUCGCUCUGUGCUGGGGCCUCGCUUUCUUCUUCGGUAUCACCGUCGGCGGCGGCGUCUCCGGUGCACACCUGAACCCGGCGGUGACUACAACACUGGCGCUGCUCAAACUGCUACCAUGGAAGAAAGUGCCGUUCUACAUUCUCAACCAGGUCGUUGCAGCGUACGUGGCUGCACUCUUCGUUUACAUUCUGUACCGACCGAUGUUCAACGAGGUUGACCCGGACCGGAUGACCACGCACACAAUCUUCGCAACGUACCCGCACGAGAAUGUGGGCAACUUCACGUGCUUCUUGACGGAGUUUGUAGCCACGGCGCUAUUGAUCCUGGGUAUCCUGGCACUACUGGACCAGCACAACCGUCCCAUCGGCAAACACGCUGUGCCGCCUGCUGUCGGGGCGUUGGUGAGCACCAUCGCCAUGGGCUUCGCCAUGAACACUGGUCUGGCCAUUAACCCGGCUCGGGACCUGGGCCCUCGCCUCUUUAUGCUGUGCGCCGGCUGGGGAUCGCGCGUGUUCUCGCUCAACCACUACUACUUCUGGGUACCGAUUGUGGCCCCAAUCACUGGUGGGGCUGUAGGUGCGUUCGUGUACGAGGCGUUGAUCGGCUACCACCACCCGGAAAAGAACCGCGGUCCGCACCCGGAGUACCGAUUCUAAGGUAUGACGGGAGAUCGGGAGAUGGAGGUUUGUUUAGUUGGUUGCAUGAAGUUCCUGGAUUAUUGUUGGCACUGUUCAAUACAUGGGUUGCAUUUUCGUACGCCAAUAGGCUUAUUGAUGGGAGCUUUUGGUGGUGUGCUAUUGACUCAGCCAUGUCCGUCUGGCAGAGAUUAAAUGCAUGGCCAAAGAUUGACACUCUGCAUUACGGGCAAACUAACUUACGCAUAAGAAAUGAUCAUACCGUGUUUACUGGUUACAUUCUCCUGUCAUGAUGCCCAAGC
Phytophthora nicotianae INRA-310 is the source of this 1443-nucleotide messenger RNA. RefSeq lists its product as hypothetical. The transcript has a single exon. Gene Ontology annotation, molecular function: water channel activity; glycerol channel activity. Gene Ontology annotation, cellular component: plasma membrane. The coding region runs from base 260 to 1162 and encodes 300 amino acids. The record is from RefSeq and is a predicted model, not a curated record. Gene Ontology annotation, biological process: glycerol transmembrane transport; water transport. Lineage: Eukaryota; Oomycota; Peronosporomycetes; Peronosporales; Peronosporaceae.